AUGGCGCCGAGGGGCUGCGGGCCUGGCAAGGAGGGCCUCACAACGCAGGUCAUGGAGGACGGCGCCGAGAACUCGCCUGCAGCGGCGAAGGCUGCCCAGAUGGAAGGCACGCCGUAUACCCCCACGAAUCCCCCGGGGAGGAACGGCAGCCUCUCUGCUUUCAAAACGCCCAUGACCUCACCGCCUCGCCAAGGACUUUCCCUUCGCCUGCUCACCACCCACGCCGCCACAGCCGCGCACACGCCGACGGUACGCCCGUGUUCAUCGGGCGUAUCGCCCCCUAACGCUGGCUUACUGGCCACUCCCACGCCGCUGCAUCGGGCGCACAGGUGGAGGGGCUCCGGUGCGACCCCAGGCUGGGAGAGCCUGGGGGAGAUUACGGGCUUUCCUACGCCGGUGAAACUGUCGCCCAUACCCACGAAAGGGUAUUCGGCGUACCCCGAGCUUGUGGCCACCGCCACCGCUGCGGCAGAAGCGGCCACCCUGACCUCCACGCCUUGUGCGUCCGGCUCGCCGUUCCCUGUAGUAUCUGCAGUGCAGGGCGACGGUCACGGAUGCGAUGAUGACAAACUCGACGCGGCGACGCCGGCUGCAAUAGCGAAUGCCUUUGAGACAGCAGAGAACGCUCGCGCAUCGAGGUGUCAGGCGACCGGGGUAUUUUUCUCUGAAGGUGGGGGUGUGCCACCGCUCUCCGACGGCAACAUUGCCGACUACCUGAGCAGCGCCCACAGCAUCAGCACUAUCGGUUCAGAGUGCUCUGUGUCACCGAUCCGCGUGCGGGCCCGCCAGACAACGCGCGUGUGGACGCCGCACCCGAGCGAGGUGUCGCAGCAGCAGCAUCCAACACCGCCGCCGUCAUCCAUUGAGGGCCACUCCUCGCGCUUCCUCAGCGACUUUCCUUCGAGCGCUGCUGUGCACCAGCCGCCACCGCAGCAACAGCAACCGAGCGUCUUGCGCGCCUCCCCUAUCGUUGGCGCUGUCCGUAUCUUUCUAUGCGAUCACGCCUUCUCCGCUCACAGUAGCCCAUCUCGCACAGCGCUGCAUUCCGAACGGGCCGCCGAAGAGGCGUCCGAGGACUUGACAGCGAUGUCGUUGAUGUUCACGGAGGCGCAGGCGCAGCCAUUGCACCAGCAGCCCCAGCAGCUGUUCCCCCCCGAUGCGGCGACGGGUGACCUUGCGCUGUUGCACAUGCCUGCUGAUCACUCUGCAGGGGGGUGGGUCACCCCCCGUUAUGUCGCCGACACGCUGAGCCUCGGUACGCCGACAGUGUCCAUGAUUCAGUCACCAGCGCAGGCACUUGGCGAGAGCUGCUGCUCUCUCGUCAUGCCUCCAGCAGCGCAGUACAUUCACGCUCUGCCCAUUCCCGGACUUCAGCGGCGGAACCCGCCCGUCGCACGCGCCGCGCAGCACGCGGGCCUCGCUGUGGAAGGCGUCGGUGGCGAGAGCGAUGCACCCGCUCUCGCCAAUGAGGCACGUCAGAACCGCAGACGCCAGCCGCAGCACCCUGCGCUGAUGUCACCCGCACUCAGCGACGGUGAGGAGGAAAACUGCACACCGUGCUUCACAGUGGCGUCGUCUUCGGCCAAGCCACCGCCGCCGCGUGUGCAGGCGUCGCCGCUGGUGUCAUUGGAUGCCAGCCCGCCGCUGGAGGCAAAGCAGCCUCUGUUCUCAAAGCCAGCGAAGGCCCAGUGCGAUGCAAGCGUACAGUGGGGCACUUCGUUCACUACGUGCUUACGGUCUCGCAUAGUCCACCAGGAGUCAGGUCGGCUUGAUAGCAGCGCCCGGACAGCGCCACGGUGUGCCUCGUCGUUCGCGAGCCAGCUGCAGCGGCCGUCGUCCUCAAAGGGCCCUGCUACAUCACCGCAGGCAUGCCAGCAACCGCACCUCGGACUGCCGUCCACCAAAGACACGUCGCGCAGCGUGGAGGUGUCGUACGUGCGAUACCGUCCCACUUUGACAUCCAUUUCAAACUGCGCCACCCACUUUAUUGACUCCUGGCUUUGA
Messenger RNA from Leishmania major strain Friedlin, 2004 nucleotides. RefSeq lists its product as hypothetical. Lineage: Eukaryota; Euglenozoa; Kinetoplastea; Trypanosomatida; Trypanosomatidae. The transcript has a single exon. Bases 1 to 2004 code for a protein of 667 amino acids. The record is from RefSeq and is a predicted model, not a curated record.